Molecule: messenger RNA, 952 nt
Organism: Spodoptera littoralis (African cotton leafworm)
Lineage: Eukaryota; Metazoa; Arthropoda; Insecta; Lepidoptera; Noctuidae
Source: the annotation of a GenBank genome assembly
GCUUGAGUAAAUUACGCCGAUUUUCACCUUAACAGUGAUUAGUCCAAGAAAUAAUCAAUAUGAAUACCAGUUUACGAUAUGUUUUAUAUAUCUGCAUCGUCCUGAACGUAGUGCCUUACGUUUUCAGUAUAAAAUGCUGGAAUUGCCGGUCGAGCAAUGAUCCAAAAUGCGCUGAUCCAUUCGACAACAGUACAGUGCCAAUGACAGAUUGCAAACAAGAAAAGGGAUUGUCCCAUUUACCAGGAGUCCGGCCUUCUAUGUGCCGCAAGAUCAGGCAAAAAGUGAACGGCGAAUGGCGCUACUUCCGAGACUGUGCAUACCUGGGUGAGGUCGGAAUCCAAGGAGAUGAGAGAUUCUGUCUCAUGAGAACUGAAAAUACUCCUUAACCAGCAAGUGAGAACAAAACAUUACAAAAAUAAUGGAAAUCACUAAAGUAUUAUAUUACACAAACAUAGAUUAAAACAUGAAGGCAGGCACUGUAAAGCUUCAUGAAAACAUGGCUGAAUAAUCAAUCAUAUCAAGAAACUCAUAAAAAAAGAAAAUAUAAUUUACAAUUACUUCGAUGUGAGAAAAACUUAAGACUUCACGGUGGGUAUACUCGGUUCUGUACAUUGGGAAAAACGGUAUGGUCCCACGGUAGACAAUAAAAAUAUCUCUAAUAUAUUAUUUUGUACUAUGAAUUGCGUUUUAUUGAGUUAGUUACUUGAAGAGGAGGAGUGUGAGGGGGGCAGCUAGUAGGGCAAUGGUUUUGCUGAUAGUAGCUGCUCCGUUGCAGCCGUCGUAUUCACAGGUCUCACAGAAUGAGGUCACUUCGUAAGGUCCGUUGGACGCGCUUGGGCAUUGCGUGCUGUAGUCAUCAGCACGCUUCCACGUGCAUCCACGGCUCACGACCAGUUGUCCGUUGACUGUAAAUAAAAAAAAAUAUUAAGAACUUUUUUUUCUUUAGUCUACC